Messenger RNA from Pneumocystis jirovecii RU7, 945 nucleotides. RefSeq lists its product as uncharacterized. Gene Ontology annotation, biological process: lipid biosynthetic process. Lineage: Eukaryota; Fungi; Ascomycota; Pneumocystomycetes; Pneumocystales; Pneumocystaceae. The record is from RefSeq and is a predicted model, not a curated record. The transcript is spliced from 5 exons. Gene Ontology annotation, molecular function: oxidoreductase activity; iron ion binding. Bases 1 to 945 code for a protein of 314 amino acids.
AUGAUAGAUGAUUAUAUUUUAGACGAUUUAUAUGAAAAUAUAAAUAAGAAAUGGCCAUUCAAGUUAUUUUUUACAAGUGUUUUUAGCAGAUUUAACCUUUUUACUAAUAUUUCAUUGGUUCAUCGUGAUACUGUAUAUAGACAGGCUAUUUCUUUAUUUUUAAUUACAUGGGUUUUUGCUAUGAUAUCAUAUUUUUUAUUUUCAACACUUUCAUAUCUUUUUAUUUUUGAUAAACUAACAAUGAAGCAUCCGAGAUUCCUAAAAAACCAGAUACGGAUGGAAAUAGCACAGUCAUUAAGAGCAAUGCCUUUGAUGACUCUGUUUACAACUCCUUGGUUUCUUGCAGAGAUCCAUGGAUUUUCAAAAAUAUAUGAAAACCCUUUGAAAUAUGGCAAGUUGUAUUAUAUAAUUCAGUUUCCUCUUUUCCUAGUUUUUACGGAUGGUCUUAUAUAUUUAAUUCAUCGUGCUUUGCAUCAUCGUAUUCUUUAUAAAAGACUACACAAGUCUCAUCAUAGGUGGAUUAUACCAACACCUUAUGCUUCGUAUGCAUUUCAUCCACUUGAUGGAUAUUUGCAGUCGGUCCCUUAUCACCUUUUUCCUUUUAUUUUUCCUCUUCAUAAGUAUGUCUAUCUCGGCAUGUUUAUUUUUGUUAAUCUAUGGACAAUUUUAAUCCAUGACAGUGAGUUUGUAACACUCAAUCCUGUAAUUAAUGGGUCUGCUUGCCACUCCAUACAUCAUCUCCUCUUUAAUUAUAACUACGGACAAUUCUUUACUUUAUUUGAUCGUUUAGGCAAAUCCUACAGAGUUCCUGAUGUGUUUAUGGUUCAUCCAGACAGAAAAAAAGAAAAAUCUUUAAUUGAUGCUCAAAUAAUUGCAAUGGAGUCCAUCCAGCAAAUUGUAGAGGGUAAAGACGAUCGUACAUAUAUUAUUGAUAAAAAAACAUAA